CCUAUGUCCUUGGAAACGCCCGAGGCCGACCCGGAGCUCUCCAGGAGCCUCGACCUUAUGAUAAAUCCGGCCUGGCCCUCACCUCUAAUGCUCCCCACAGCCUGCAAGCUUGUAACCGUCAUUGACCAUUACAUUUGCACGUGUCCGUCCAUGGUGGUCCAGAAUAACUCCAAACCCCAAAGCCUCCCAUAUACUCGCCCUAUACUCUCCUAAAUCGCGGAACACGACGUCACCACUUCCUGCAGGCCAAUGCUAUGUCCUUUUUCGGAGGAUUUCCCGGCUACCCAUCCUAUCCCGCACGAGGCGGCCCCUUCACGGGACCCUCAUCGUCGACCGAAGCCUCGCCCGCGGGCAUGACGGGCGACCCGCAAUUUGACAUCUUCGAGUGGCACCCCGCGUACCAGAGCUGCCAGCGGUACUUCCUCGACCACGCGCAGCACGAUGCGUCGGUGCAGGCCGUGGCCGCGCUCGUCAACAUCUGCCUACCCUUCCAAUGGAGCGAGAACCCCGUCGCCAACUCCCAAGGGCCCUCGCCGCACGCUGCGGGGCCUGGCGCCUACAAUAUGCCCUGGCCGCGGCACGGCGCGGUGCCGUCUCAUCCACAGCAGCGCCCGUCGGUGCCCAUGUGGGUGUCGCUAGUACCGUACAUCCGCCGCCUCAUCGUGACGGGCUUCGACCGCGAGGGCGUGCUGCACGGCUUCUUCGGCGACGACUGGCGGAAGGGCAUUGGGCCCGUGCAGGAGUGUGAGCGGCGGAACUACCUUUUUGCGGCCAAGAGCGUGGGCUGGGCAAAGGUCAAGUACCAGUACGACAUGAGCCCGCAUGAGUCGGUGCCCUUCCUGCGGCCGCUGCAGAACGUGCACCUGGCUGAGAUUGAGGGCGCAGAGAAGACGUGGAGUCAGUGGCUGGCGAUGGAGGACUGGAUGGUCGGGCCAAGAGCGCCGGAGGUCGACGAGGCUGCGCAGGAGGGCGCUGGACGCAACGUACAGCCUUGAUGUUGUCGACGUCACCAAGAGAGGGGCACAUUCAGGAUCGUGCUCAAUAUGGGCUCACUCGCAGGGUCGAGCAAACAGGGAAUAUGGGAAGGCGUUGGAAAGGGAGGUCAUGUAUCAGCACUCACUACUUGCGACGACACCGUGGCAACACUGCUACAACCUAAUAGAAAUGGUUAAUACAUCACACCGU
Molecule: messenger RNA, 1185 nt
Organism: Mytilinidion resinicola
Lineage: Eukaryota; Fungi; Ascomycota; Dothideomycetes; Mytilinidiales; Mytilinidiaceae
Exons: 2
Coding region: 255-995 (246 amino acids)
Source: RefSeq, a predicted model, not a curated record